ACUUUAUCAGCCACGAAAUGCAGUGAUAGGAAUAGAAGUAGCGAAACCGAGAUGGAGAUCAAUGAUUACAUGAGGGACCUCUCCAGCCAGUCGGUCUAUGUCCUUGACAAGGUGAAGGAUGGUGUGAAAUCUCAGCGUGACAGUCCUAUGGAUUUGCAGAGUCUUGAACCAUAUGAACCAGGACUUCGAUCAAAUAACAGGUCUCUAGUGUUCUGUGGCAAGAGGGCUGCUCCAAUCUAUACUCAAGUCCUAACGCUGAGACAACUUUGCCAGAAAGUUUUGUAUGAUCAUAUAGAUUGUGUUGAACAUGUUGGCCUGGCUCCAUACGACCUGAUGGAACCAAUCCUGAAGAAAUGCACAGCUGAGCAGUUGGAAAAAUUCGAAUUUUACAAUCAGCAUAUGAUAUCUGAGACGGACGACCUGUGGAUGCACCACUGUAAGAGGACCUUCCCCAAUAAGAGGCUGGAUGAAAUGGAGACUUGGAGAGAAGUCUACAUGGAUGGUCAGCAAGAAAGAAAAGCCAAGCUGGAGAAAUGCGUUGAACUAAUCGGUGCCUCCAGUGCAAAAGUGAAGAACGAAGUGAAUAAAGUGAAGUUCAUUGACGCAUGCAUCGUGCCGACAAGAAGAAGAGGUGGCUGGGGUGGUCAGCAGUCAUCUGCAUCCAAUGGAAACACGCAUUUUAACGGCGGGAGACCCAAACAGGGCACCUCGCUUGCCUCAUCUAAAGGUGGUCAAAAACAGAUGGGACAUCUAAUGAAGAAAACCUUGCAGAUGAUUGGCGGUGCUAAAAGGAGAUAAUUGAAUAAUCACCUCCUUUGGCAAUCACCUGAUGAAAUGGUGAGAGAGUGAGAGAGAGAGAGGGAGAGAGUUAUUGUGGAAUAAAGACAAGGUGACAAAACUAAGGGAGAAACUAACUGGUUGAAUGAAAGCAUUUUGGAAACAAAAACAUUUUAACCCGCUAUUUAUUUUUGUCAUAUACAAUCAUAAUUAUGUUUCAAUCUGUUUGUUAACCAUUGUUUUAUGAUUGCCCUUAAUGUAUUCUAGUGUUUUCCGAUCAUUUGUUAAAAUAAUCGCGACCAUUGUAAGUGCACACACACACAUACGUUCACACACAC
Molecule: messenger RNA, 1115 nt
Organism: Helobdella robusta
Lineage: Eukaryota; Metazoa; Annelida; Clitellata; Rhynchobdellida; Glossiphoniidae
Exons: 7
Coding region: 52-798 (248 amino acids)
Biological process (GO): transcription elongation by RNA polymerase II
Cellular component (GO): nucleus; elongin complex
Source: RefSeq, a predicted model, not a curated record